AUGUUCAAUUCACCGCGGCCAGCACAAAGAUAUGGAGGAAAUACAUCCGCAGGACUUGGUCGAAGCUUUGUAGAUGAGGAUCCUCUGGGUAGCUCAGCAUACGACGGUCUAGACCCAUGGAGUGCAGCUCCCAGUCCAUCCUCGACACCAGCACCACCUGCUUACUCUGUAUUCAGCUCCGUAAUUGCGGAUGCAACCGUGCCAUCGGUGUAUACCCGUGCUUUCGCGGCGGUUGAUCCUGGAAAUAUCGGAGAGACGUCAGUGAACUCACUUUCCAGAGUUUUAGCUACGGCCUCCCUUCCAGCAUCCACUAUCGACAAGAUCGUGAACAUUGUCAGUUCCAAACCGCGGGUCUCCAAGCUUGAAUUUUUCGUUGCCUUAGCCCUAGUUGCUCUCGCGCAGUCGGGUAAAGAGGUUAGCAUUGAACAAGUCGCAGCCUUGUCAUCUCAGAAUGAACUACCCGAGCCAACUCUUGAUCUUAAUUCUCUACAACCUUCUGCCUCCACCUUCCCCGUACCGGUUCCGAGCUAUACGCAAGACACUGCAAUUCGUUCUCCAGCGCCUCACUAUACUCCCGAUGACCCAUGGGACACGACUACGCGAUAUAUGUCUGCACCGUCUAAUAUGAGUGGAUUUGGAAACAGCGGCUUCGGCCCCGGCGCACCAUCGACGGUUACUGGUACGGGGCUUUCCAAAGACUGGUGGAAGAAUCAGAAAAGUGUCUCCGUGACUAUCCAAGGGCAGCAGGGAUUCAUAUUAAAUCGAUACACUGUCUACCAGAUUUCGACGGAAAGAGGUCCCUCUGUAAUUCGCCGAUACUCUGAAUUCGUCUUCCUCUGGGAUUGCCUAUAUCGACGUUAUCCUUUCCGAUUAUUUCCUGCGCUUCCGCCUAAGCGAAUUGGACCGGACGAGUACUUUUUAGAGCAAAGAAGGAAGGGCCUAGCAAGAUGUUUAAACUAUGUGAUCAAUCAUCCUGUCAUCAAAGACGAUGGCGUCCUCUCCGUGUUUCUUUCUGAAACUUCUCUCGAAGAAUGGCGCAAACACACUUCAAUAUCCCUCGAUGAGGAAUCUGCCAGUAAACGAAUUGACCGGGCGGAGGAGAUGAGCAUUCCAAGCGAUCUGGAAGAUAAAAUCACAACAAUUCGUCGUCGAGUAAGUCCACUAAUCGAACAGUGGCAACGCAUCUGUAUUUUGGCAGAGCGAAUCAUCAAGAGACGUGAAGCCGCAGCGGUACGGAUGUCUUCCCAAUUUCGGCGUCCCUUGAUACCGGCUCAUCUGCUCCCUCUAUUUUCUCCUUCUCACCAACGUUCUUUUUCGGAUUCUGCUUCCGUCACGUCGUCCGCUGCAUUCUCGGCGUCUGGAAUGUCUGCAACGUCAACUUUGUCACAAUCGACAACGUUGAACCACUCUAUGACUGGCUCUCUUCCGGGUGUGGAUUUUUUGGGCCUUCAGGGUGAUCUGUCGAGGUUGACUAAUACAUUGAGAGCCGUUAUCGAGGUCGGGGAUCCAUGUUGGAGAGGGGACGAGUGCGAGCUUUCAAGUGGUGUGAGGACGGGGUUGGAACAAGUCGCUUCUCAUUUUGGAAGACAUUCCGAACUAUCAGAAAGCCGGACACGUGUUUUGCUGGAUACCACACUCGAAGCUGUCAAAACUCAACGGGAUCUCUACAUCGCGGUCCGCGAUUUGUUUAUUCGCCAUGAUCGUCUUUCCCUCGAUCAAGUGGAACGCUUAAAGAAGCGCGUGGAGACAACCUCGUUGAAGCUCGAUGGUAUAAAGGCAGCUCAAAAAGAUGGAUGGCAAGACGAUGCCGAUAAACUCGUAGCUGCUAUCGAAAAAGACCAAGCCACUAUUGCCGCUCAACUAAGUCGCAGAGUUUUCAUCCGUGCUUGCUUGUGGCAUGAGCUCCGUGUCAUACUACACAAUAGAGAAAACACACUUUUAACGGUCAUGACACAAUCGUUUGGUCGCGAGGAGCAGGAAUAUGCGGAAGCUAUCUUGAAUAAUUGGUCGUCUCUUACUGAGGCUGUCGAAGGGAUGCCCUUCGAAUGA
This is a messenger RNA of Lentinula edodes (shiitake mushroom), 2049 nucleotides long. RefSeq lists its product as uncharacterized. The transcript has 12 exons. Bases 1 to 2049 code for a protein of 682 amino acids. NCBI's taxonomy places the organism in Eukaryota, Fungi, Basidiomycota, Agaricomycetes, Agaricales, Omphalotaceae. Gene Ontology annotation, molecular function: phosphatidylinositol-3-phosphate binding. Gene Ontology annotation, cellular component: endosome. Gene Ontology annotation, biological process: protein targeting to vacuole; retrograde transport, endosome to Golgi. The record is from RefSeq and is a predicted model, not a curated record.